AUGUCAUAUUUCGAGUUACAAUCCUCGAACACCUGUUGGAAAGCAGAACAUGAUGGCUCAGAUAUCACUGUUAUAAGGUUCUCUCCUAAUGGUAGACAGCUUGCCGUCGGCACAUUCAAUGGUAAUGUCUAUGUUCGAGAUGCGAUUACAUCUAGAUUGAUGUACAAGAUCGAUGUUUUGCACACAUCAAAUCCAAUAACAUCAAUUAAGUGGCAUCCAAAGAUAGAUAAUGCCUUCUUAUGCUCAUCAGCUUCUGGAUAUGUUUCCUUGUGGCAUACUGAGACAGGACAAAAUCUUUGGAUGGUCAAGGAACAAGGAAAUGAAACAAGUUCAAUUGCCAUUUCUCCGUCAGGAACCCAAUUUACGACGGUCGGAUCAGAUAAGACAGUUAGAAUAUACGCAAUUCAAAAACACGUUUUACUCCAUGAGUUCUCAGCUCGUUCCUACGAUCAAGGUACCGUGACAGGCCAUCAAUCCAGAAUUUAUGCUGCAGCAUACCAGAACGAUGAUGUUGUUGCAACAUGUGGAUGGGAUGAUACAGUUCUCUUCUGGGAUAUUCGUACAGGUAAAGUCGAAAGGACAAUUUUCGGUCCACAUCUCAGUGGAGAGUCAAUGGCUUUCGUUGGAAACAAACUCAUAGCAGGAUCCAAUAGAGCAGAAGACCAAUUACAAAUGUUUGAUAUCGGAACUGGCAAAUGCGAAAAAUCAAUUUCAAUUGGACGUGGAGGUGAAUCUCUUUUAAUUUACUCCCUCGGUGUUACAACAGAUGAGAAGUUUGUUGGCGUUUGCGGUGGUGGUCUUAAGAAACUUCACUUUUACCGUUCAUCAGACCUCGAUUUAGUUGCACAAACAGAGAUAUUUGAUACUCCUCUAAUGACAGUUCAUUUCAGUGAAUCCAACUUUGGUGUUGGUCUCGGAAAUUCAAAGGUUCUUGUUGAUAAAUAUGCUAUUGACUAA
Trichomonas vaginalis G3 is the source of this 957-nucleotide messenger RNA. RefSeq names its product transcription initiation from RNA polymerase II promoter. The transcript has a single exon. The record is from RefSeq and is a predicted model, not a curated record. The coding region runs from base 1 to 957 and encodes 318 amino acids. NCBI's taxonomy places the organism in Eukaryota, Parabasalia, Trichomonadida, Trichomonadidae. Gene Ontology annotation, molecular function: protein binding.